Messenger RNA from Gastrolobium bilobum, 495 nucleotides. RefSeq names its product serine carboxypeptidase-like 46. The record is from RefSeq and is a predicted model, not a curated record. Bases 1 to 495 code for a protein of 164 amino acids. Lineage: Eukaryota; Viridiplantae; Streptophyta; Magnoliopsida; Fabales; Fabaceae. Gene Ontology annotation, cellular component: vacuole. Gene Ontology annotation, molecular function: serine-type carboxypeptidase activity. The transcript has 4 exons. Gene Ontology annotation, biological process: proteolysis.
AUGAUUGCAACAAUAAUUAUUCUUGUUGCACUAACACUUGUAGGUGUUAGUUCAGUUCCAGAAGCUGAUAAGAUAAACACUUUGCCGGGGCAGCCACCGGUCAAAUUCCAGCAAUAUUCUGGUUACAUUGCAGUGGAGCAGAGAGCAUUGUUUUACUAUUUUGUUGAAGCAGAAGAAGACCCUGCUUCUAAGCCACUAGUACUCUGGUUGAAUGGAGAAGCAAAUAUGCUGUACUUGGAAUCACCAGCUGUUGUUGGAUUCUCCUUCUCUACCAAUACCUCUUUCUAUGACUUAGUGACAGAUGAAAUUAAAGAACCUGAUCAUGACGGUGUCUUGCCUGUACAGCUAGGGACAAUCUUGUUUUCCUACAGCGCUGGUUCACUGAUUUCCCAGAGUCACUAUGUUCCACAACUAACUUGCACAGUUUUGUUGUUGAAACCAAGACCAAAUUCAGUACUGAUUUCAACUAGGAGCCCUUGUCGUCGAGGGAACUGA